This is a messenger RNA of Oreochromis niloticus (Nile tilapia), 8915 nucleotides long. It is a transcript of the gene kntc1, whose product is annotated as kinetochore associated 1. The record is from RefSeq and is a predicted model, not a curated record. Lineage: Eukaryota; Metazoa; Chordata; Actinopteri; Cichliformes; Cichlidae. Gene Ontology annotation, cellular component: kinetochore microtubule; cytoplasm; RZZ complex. The transcript is spliced from 62 exons. Gene Ontology annotation, molecular function: small GTPase binding. Gene Ontology annotation, biological process: protein localization to kinetochore involved in kinetochore assembly; mitotic spindle assembly checkpoint signaling; mitotic sister chromatid segregation. Bases 307 to 6951 code for a protein of 2214 amino acids.
GGUCAAAUUAGCUUAAACAUUUAAAUGAGCCGUAUUAGAUCACAGACACAUUGCAUUAAACAUUUUAUAAUAGAUUACUGAGUGUCGCGUGGGAUGCUACUGCUAAACUUACAGAAAGCUCUGGAUUUUUACCUUUUACUGUAAGGACAUUGUAUCUGACAGGCAAAACUCUGGGAAUCAACACCACAAACAACUCAAUCCUAACAACCUACAUCAACCCGCCAAAUUCUAAAGCUAAAUACGGUGACGUUAUGUCGGCUCUCUCUGCUAUAACUGUUUAAGUAUUUCAGUAAACUGCUCCUGAAAAUGGCGCUGUGGAGCGAAGUUGAACUUCUGACCAACGAAGAUACAAAUACAGUCCGUUUCGAUGGUGUGUCCCGGGAGGAAAACAGCAGUGGCCUGUAUCAGGUGGACACGUUGGUCAAAGUCUCCAGUGCUAAUGAGGUGCAGGCAGAUCCCAAUUUUACGUCGUCGAGCGGCUCAAACUGGAGUUUUAUUGUUGCUGACAGGACAGUCAUCCUGUUUGAUCAGAGCUAUCAGAGCAUCCUCCUGCUUCUUAACUUUGAAACUGAUGUGGACGCCAUUGACGUGUGCCUGAAGGGAAAGUUUCUGGUAGUUUGUGAAAAAAAUGGAAACCUUCAUUUGAUAUACGUUCCGCAAAAGAGGAUCCUCCUAACCCGGGCUUUGGUUGAGAAACCAAAUGGAGAUAAGAAAACCUACCGCUAUCUCAUCAUGGAUGAAGACAAGACAUCCUCAGGAAUGUACCACAUGUUCCUUCUCAUAAAGGAUGGUUUUUUCCACAUUACAAACCUUUCCUUGGCAAAGAUUGAGUCAGCUAUUGAAAAAAUGGAUGUUGGAGCUCUAAAGGAGCUCCAGUCUUUGAUCAAGAUAGAUUUUUACUCCACCAAGGAUUACCAUGAGGAGGGUUGCAGCACAGCAGUGAUGUUCAGUCUGGGCCAUGAAGUCCAUCUGAUGAUUGGGGGGGAUAAAGAAAAUGUUUUGACUCACUGGAGGAUGGACCCUCAUCAAGCUAAGAUGUGCUUUGCUCAGACCGUCGACAGCAGCUUAAUUCCAGGUGUAAGGAAGAUAGUGGUGGUGGAUAACCUUUUGUACAUCCUCGACACUGAGGAUGUUCUGAGUCUUUGGGAUCUGCACUUCCUUGUCAUGAUUCACUGUUGGCCAGAGCUCGCCGUUCAUGACUUUCAGCUCACUGCAGAAUGUGGCUCUGCCUCCAUGGUGGCCCAAGAUAAAGGCAGCAUGAAGAUGAUCAUGCUGACAAAGCAAGACAACAGUCAGAUCAGCUCACUGCAAAUACGAUUCCUGCCCUCUAUGACUGUUUGCUACUCUCUGGAUGUUUCCUUUGUCUCCUGUCUCGUCCAUACAAAAAUAAACAUGGAUGCAUUUUAUUUAGUCGAGGGGAUUUGUGAGAACCCAGAGAGUCGAAGAGAGCCAGUCGCUUCUGUGGUUGUUCGAUCCUUCACAGAGGCUUUACCUGAAAACAGGCUGAGCAGGCUUCUUCACAAACACAUGUUUGAAGAGGCUGAAAAGUUUGCCAUCACAUUUGAGCUGGAUUUAGAGCUUGUCUAUAAGGUGAAGCUUGACUUUGUGCUGGAGCAGCUGGCCUCUGCAUCAGUGGGCGGUUAUGGAGAGGAUGUGUGGUCUGAACUGGUCGAAGAAGCCAAGACAAACCUGAUGAAGAUCACAGAUGAGCAGUAUGUGGUGGAAUACUGCCUCAAGGCUCCAUGGCCGACCUUUGAGACAGCAGAGAAGAUGCUAAACCAUGCUGCCACGCGAUACUCCUCUUUACAGAUCCAAGAGGCCUUGGCCAGACUGGCCACCUUCUGCAGCCUCCACAGCGUGGAAAAAUUCAAUGGAAUUGCCUGGAUUGAGUUUCUGAACAGCACUGAUGAUCUCGGAGACAUCCUGUGCCAUCUAAGAGAAGGAGACAUGAAGGGUGCACAGCUUCUUUGGCUCAGAUAUGAGGGCCAGAUUGCAACCAAGUUCAGUGAGAGCAGCCUUGAAGCCAUCCUCAGUGCCAUCCCAGAGGACCUGCCUUCACAGGAUCUCUGUCCGUGGUUCAAGACAGUUUUUAUUCCCUUUGUGAGGAGAGUGUUACCACAAGGACAGAGAAUCCUGGCAAAGUGGCUCGAGCAGAAAGCAAGAAAUCUGGAGCUAACAGAAAAGCGUGCUUGGCCUCAGAAUGGCUUGGACCUGGCUGUGCUUGGACUGCCCUCUUUAUGGACAUGGAUGAAAUCUGAUAACAGUAAUUGUGUAGAAGAGGUGGAAAACCUCAAAUGCCUGGUAUCCAACCUACGUCAGCUGCUGGACCUACAUCAGAAAUACAACUGCUCACUUUCCCUUUCGGUCUUUGAAAAGAGGACUGUGUGGAGUGUGGCAUUUUUCAUGCUGGACAAAGUGCCGGCUCCGGAGCUAAUCGCCGCCACAGUGGAAAACAGCAUCAGGCCGUACACUGAAGAACACAAGAUUCCUUUUGAUGAACUACUUCUGCAAUACAUCAAGGAUUUGCUGGAACGCUGCAGUUCUCAGACCACAACACUUUUCACUGAAUGGGAAGCUAAAGCAGUGGCCGUACUCGGCUGCAUGACUGACACUGAUCUGAUGGUUGAUGCCGUGCUGGAGAUCAUGCAGAAGGCUGUGGUACCGUGGAGUAACGUGGUGGAAAAACUGGUCCAGCAGUACCUAGAGAUGGAUGGACCAAAACAGGAGCUGUUAAAGGAGAGCUACCGUCUGAUGGAGAUUAGGAAACUUCUCAGGGGAUACGGCAUCCGCAACUUCAACCUGUCUAACAGCACCCAAAUAAUGACACUGAUUAGAUACAUCCUCAAGCAAGACUUGCCAAUGUCCUUAGAAGACUCGUUGACGUUAGCUGAGGCGUACAAACUGCCAACAUCCCAGAUAAAUUACCUGUAUGUCAUCCACCUCAUAGGCCAAGGCAAGACUGAGGAAAUCUUGACUCUCCUGAAGAAGCUGCCCUCUGCAGAGGCAGAGUGUGUGAUUGAGCGUCUCACAUCGUGGGCCAGGAUGCAGCUGGAGGACAAAGAACACAUAUCUGAUGAGCACAAGAAACAUCAGAUGGUGAUAGCUCAGGUGAUGGUGGAGACUCUGAAAUACCUGCAUAUAAUCCAAAAACAUGAUGCUCUAAAAAGCGUAGAGUGUGAGAACAACCUCGUCAUGUUCAAGGCGAUCUCCCACCUGCAGGAGGACUUUGAUAUUUUUUUCACUCCCUCCAACUAUGAGGAUCCAAACAUUCGAAAACAGAUCCAGGAACAUCACAUCACAGCCUACGAAAACACCCGUGGCCGCCGUUCAUGUAAGGGGAAGGCCAUGACAACUCCAGUUGUGGCUAACGAUCCAGAUGGCAAGACCAAGACGAUCUCCACAGAAGCUGGUUUGCGCCGUCUGGGGAGGCAGCUGCAGCGCACCGAGCAGGAGCUCUGGUCCGACUUGGCCUUGAGAGCUCUGAAAGUGGGCAAAGUCGACAAGGCGCUCAAGAUCCUGAGUGAGCUGUAUGAGCACCACUAUAACAGCAGCACAGGGAAGGUUUUGUUUACUGCUGCCAAGAUGUUAUGCCAUAUGCUGGAGGCGGAUGUCCCCAUGGUGCUUCCUGAUGACAUGGAUUUGCCAGCAGUGAUUCAUGAUCUGGCUUGUCAGGCUAUCACUGUGUGUCAUUCAGAUCUUCUCCUGGAUUGUCUGGAGCUUUGCAAAUGCACACGGAUUGCUAUGGAUGUCUAUCAUCAGUGUCAGUUAUCAGACAACUAUGGCUUCAUCGUCAAGGAUUUGACACCGGAGGCAGAAAAAGACCCGCACUCUCAGUGGAGUUUUCAAGAUGUCUUUAAUGAAGAUUGCAUUGUUCUGGACCCAGUUUCAGUGCUGCCUGUCCAGUAUGAGAUUACCAACUGCUUGCUGCCUAUUUCUCAGGAUACCAGAUUGUAUCCCCUGGACUGUUCCUGUCUGUCACACUGCUCAUUUGAAGAUGGUUCAAACUACCUGCGGCCGCUCUUCGGUCCCCUGGCCAACAUGUUACAGAUGUUACAGGAGUGCAGUCAGCUGGAAUUGGCCUUCAGAGUGGUGGUCAACGCGUACGGCAGCUGCCUGCAGCACGUCACCUCAAACGUCAUGGAUAUAAAGCUGAGCCUACAGCUUUAUGACGCACAAGAGCUUAAGAAGUACAACCUGUGCCUGAACGAUCUCAGGAAGACGACUACGUCUACUCUGAAUGCUGUGGCUGUGCCACUGUUGAACAAGGUGUUAAACUGGAGGGUGGUGGAUUGUGAUUUGGCUAUUGGUCUCUGUACACUCCUCUCCAAAGCAGAAGUCUUCAAAAUACUGUGGAAAGUUAUUGACAACACCUGGCAAAACUAUGACAAGAUUUUGGCUGUGGCAAGGAUUGGAGCAAAUCUCUGUAGCUUAUAUAAUGAGGCAGAAGAACAGAGGAAGUUUCUCUCUGUCAUCACUGAUGCUGAGUGGGGAAUCAAGCUUGGCAAAUUGGAGAUAUCAAUCCAGCCAGUGUUCCGUCAGCGGUCUGAGAUGAAGAGCACUCUGAUCCCUGUUUUAGUCAAAAACAAGAGAAUCACCCCAGACUUUAUCCUCCAGUACUGCAGCACCUACGAUCUGGACCAUGAUAGUGUAAUCAACCAGUACAUUACCACCUUACUGCUGCUCCAGGACGAUGAGGAAGGUGCAGGUGAUCCAGCUGUCUGUCAGGAGGAGGCGCAACCUCUGUCUCACACUGACACGCUGGAUCGAGUCCUGCAGAUCAUCCCAAUGUUACACAACACCAGCAAGCUCACAGACAACCUCUGUGCUGCCAUAUUCAAGCUCAGCCCAUACAACUACGAGAGAAUAGAAGUGGUGCUGAAGAUCAUACAGGCUGCAGAUGAGAACGUGACGAGCCUCUCUGUUGGUCAGGCGAUGGGUCUCCUGCAGCAUCUGAAGUCCUACAAGCGAGUGUCUCCUCCCACAGAUGUGGAGAACACGCAUCUUCUCGAAACCGGUCUGCUGCCAAACCCCCGUUCCAGCAGCAGACUUCCCUUCCACCUGCUUAUGCAGACCAAACAUUACUGGAAGAUUAUCUGUCCUGAGCUCAGUGAGGAGACCUUCCCCACACUUCUGCUGAUCAGCAAACUCAUGAAGGUGAGCCUUGACAAGCUCUACAUGUCAGCAGCAAACCAUGUGUUUGAGAAGAAAAUGAAGCCUUUAAUCUUAGAGCAAAGGAAAAUGGGUCAGGGGCAUUGUCAAAACAAGGAGACUUUCAAGGUGGCUAAGACUAUGAUGAAGUACAUCAAAUGUAUCCAAAGCCCAGAGUGGGCUGCUGCCACAGCCCACAAGAUAACCCAGGAGCUUCCGCCAGGCUAUGAGAAGACACAGUCACUCAGGUUCUGUUUGGCACUUGGAGACACUUGGUUAAAGGAACCACACCUUGAUGAGGCAGCACGGGCCAGAGGAGAAACCUUUCUGUCCAAGCUGAAGCUGCAGUUUCAGCGCUCAGCCACUGAGAAUACUUUAAUAUCCAGUCAGCUGAACAGCCCAGAGCUCCUGAAGCUGUCUGGGCUGCCAGGCAGGCUCAUAAUGGCCCUGUACGAGCACAGCAGUGUGGAACAGCGUUACAAAGAGUCAGGAGGUCAGACGUAUCCAGAUAUACAUGGUGCAGUUAAAGAAAUAGCCACAGUCAACAAUGUGGAUCUUCUAAAAAUCCGUACCAUGUUGUUAGAAAAAUGGAUCUGCAAGACAGGCCCGGCUGUGGUCAAGGAUAUUGGGUAUAGUGACUGUGUCAGCAACAUUGAGGAGGACCCAGACUUGAUGAGGGUGGUGUACAUGCUGCAGUCCUGCCCAAUGCAAGAUGCCGUCCGUCAUCUGAGCCCUAUCUUAACUGCAGAAACUUGGCCACUUAGCACAUCUGGGCCUCGCCUGACCUUCUGCCAUCGGACUCGAGCGCUGCUCUGUCUCGUCCGCCUUGCUGAUGCACCCACUCUGGAGGCUCAGCUGCAAAUCCCCAUCACCAAAAUCCCAUAUUACCUGAAGUGUUACAUCUUUGUCUCUCAACUGGAAGCAUUAAACAUCCCGUACACAGUUCAGUCCUUCCUCAGUAGUCCCAAAGAGGGUUUAGUUAAAGGGCUUUGGAAGAACCACAGUCAUGAGCCUCAGGCUGUGCGGUUGGUGGCAGACCUGUGCCUGGAGUACCAGAUCUAUGACCCUCAGCUGUGGAACAGCCUGCUUCAGAAGCUGCUCGGCUUCAACCUGAUCAGCCACCUCCAGAAGGUAUUGGAGGCAAUAGUGGCUGUUCCGGCUUUGUGGGAGAUUUCAAGUUUCUCCCGGACCUGGAGGAGCAUGAUACUGGCACCUUUUGUUUCAGCUUCUGUUCCGCUGAGUCCAGAUCAGCAGGCAAUGCUCUACAGGACAUUUGUUCUCCUCCUCAAGUGCCCAUUCCUGUUGAAUCUGGAUUUGAUCGGAAUUGCCAAUCGCUUUGCACAGUUCAGUCUGCCAGCCUUCGCCCUGGGAACGCUCCUUCUAAUUCCCUGUGCCAGUAAGAAGGAGCAGCAGGUCCAGGGUUUUCUGUCUGUCUGCAACCCGCUCGGUGUGCUCGAGCAGGUGGAAGAGCUUAUGAACACCGGGGAACUCGCUGGUAUCCCUUCACAGGUCAGGGAGACUGUGUUAAUUUUCAUCAGCCAGAAUGGACAGCAUCAGAAACUGCUGAAGACGAAACACUUCAGGCAUCUGAAGCAGCUCAUAGUGUCGAGUGGGCAGCCUAACCAAGUGAAAGAUUUGGUGGACUAUCUGAUCAGCCAGAACUGCCAUGACGAUGCUGAAUCACUCGCUCAUGAGUACAUGAAACACAGAGAGCGUCAGCGUGGGAAAACCCUGACAAAUGGCUCGUUGUCAUCCAGCUGCCUGAAGGACUUUCUUAACAUGCAACAUGGAGUAUUGAGAUGAACCAGCACUGUUGCUUCAGCCAUGUUUAUAUAAUCCUCCUUGGUCUGCUUUAGGCUGAGACGCAGUAUUUGCACUUCACAUUUAUCUUUCAACUGUAAUAUUUGAAUAAACUAUUCAUUUAUGAAAACUGUGGAGAUGAGCUAUUUAGAAGCAGCAGAUCACAUGUCAACUUUUAUUUUCCAUUGCAACUCCAAGUUUGUUUCUUAGGAUGUGUAUUGAGUUUAACUGUUGAUUUUCAUUGCACAGCCACACUUUGUACAAUAUUAUGAAAUUAAAGUACAUCGGUUCUAAAAGAAAGAGGAGCAGUAAUCCUAAUAAAUGAUGUACACUGUGUUGCCAAAAGUAUUAGCUCAUCUGCCGUCGCACACAUUAAGGGACAAACCAAUCUUACUUCAUGGAAUUUUAUACGAUGUUGGCCGAGCCUUUGCAGCUAUAACAACUUCAACUCUUCUGAAAAGGCUUUGUAAAAGAUUUAGGGGUGUUUAUGGGAUUGUUUUAAAACCAGAAGUCCUGUCUUUGCUCUAAUUCAUCCCAAAGUUGUUCUAUCAGGUUUAGGUCAGAACAGUCAAGUUGCUCAUCCGUCUACCACAGGGCGAGAAGCAGGUUACACCCUGAACAGCUCACCAAUCUGACGCAGAGCUAAGACAACCAUUUGCACCGAUGGGCAGUUUAGAAUCUAACCCCACUAACUGCAUGUCUUUGGAGUGUGGGAGGAAGCCGGAGCAACCCAGAGAGAAAAUGUGAACGCUGCACAGAAAGGUCCCGACCAGAUGGUGGCUUCGAACGUGCGACCUACUUGCUGUGCUCACAUUUUCCUAAAGUUAUUUCUGUUUUCUUUUUAAAUACUUGUUACUUUCACGUUUAUAUAAACAGCUUCCUUAUCUUAGUCAUACUUCUUUGGUUCAUCAACUUUUUUUAAACACUGGUCUCGUUUCUGAUGGACCACUUCCCGUCACUCAGUGUUAAAAGCAACUGUGUGAUAUUUGAGAGGAAGUGUGCACACACACACUGAGACCGAUCUGAGCUGAACUUUACCCAUUCUGCAUUUUUCAAAAUAUUUAUUAAUUUUGGUCCUCCAGUUUUUUCUUCUCCGAUGCAGCUGUCGCUCAUUCAGGUGUGCAGAGAUUAUGUAUCACAUGUUUGCCCAUCAAGAAUGGUCAGCGAGUUUACUUGUUAGUGGUUCAGCCACACAUGGUGUGCCUUUAAAUGGACUUUUAAACUUCAUCUGUUCCCAGAGAGGAGCACUUUAAAUAAAUGUAAGAGGACUUCCUUUUCAAACUCACUUGCCUCAUGGGAAACGGAAGACUUUGUAUUCUCUGUGUGGCUUUGUGUUAAAAUGAUGGUUUUAUUUUCAUCUGAAAUGGCCAUUCUGUGAAAUUGGUGUCCAGAUUUAGUCCGGUCCUUGUACCUGCCCAUUUUCAAGCCAAGGUAUGAAUGAGUGUUGUCCAAGCAUUAUAGACAACUUGCCAGAGAACCAUUUUUAAAUUGUAUAUUUAGGGACUUUGCUACUAGAAGCAAAAACUAAGAAUUUGUUCCUGUUUUUUCAGUUUAAUCAAAGAAAGGUCAAUAUACUAACACAGUUUGACAGACAUAAAAUUGUAUAUUUGCACCAAAAAGGUGAUUCCCUUGUCUAAGAAGACCAGACUGUGCUUCAAUAAAUCUGUGGAUGCGUUUUUCUGGCAAAAUAUUUUUUUAAAUUGAGGGGUGGAUAAAGACUUUUGCACAGUAUUCUACAGAUCGUGUUCAUGUAUGCAAAAAAGUCUGAGAAAUAUGAGGUUAAAUAUGUGUUUAUACAUUCAAACUGUUGCCUUUCAGUAAACACUAUAUAAAGAUAUAUAAACCAAUGCAUGUUUUUAAAUGCAAUUUGUAUCAUUUAUGUGUUUUCAGUGAUUCAAGGACUUGUUUAAGCUGCACAAGAACCAAACUUCAGCUGAGUGUGAAUUAAAUGAUUGCAUCGAAACGAA